This is a messenger RNA of Aureobasidium melanogenum CBS 110374, 831 nucleotides long. RefSeq lists its product as uncharacterized. The record is from RefSeq and is a predicted model, not a curated record. The transcript is spliced from 2 exons. Lineage: Eukaryota; Fungi; Ascomycota; Dothideomycetes; Dothideales; Saccotheciaceae. Bases 1 to 831 code for a protein of 276 amino acids.
AUGGGUGCCCAAAGCAAGGUUAUCGAUGAUGUGAAGGGCAGUGUCAUGGAUAUUGCACUCGGCUCUCUGCGCGCACGCAAGACUCCCAUGCUCAAAGUCGAGGGUCUAUCCUGGAUUCUUGACAACAACCUACGCCCUGCUAUCAUUGUCGGCUAUGGCACAGACGAUCCAGAAAAGAUGUCGAGUAUUCAUCACAUCAUCAAGUUCCACUUCCGCAAGCGCCCUAUCUUCAACGUCGUUUCUGCCAUGGAAGAUUAUGCUGUCAAACACACCCGUGUCGCUACACCCAGUGUCGUGAUCUACGAUGAAAAGAUCCCUGCAUCCACUAUCUUGGCAGCCAGAAACUAUCUCGAGGAUCAGUACAAGAGUUUCGUGAUCGACGUUGCCGAAGCGUUCCGUGGACGUGGAUUCGAGGUUCCUAUUGUCGACGAAUUUGAAUUGGAGCCUGUCAAGAAGAGCAAGAAGAAGGCCAACAAAGUCGUCAAGAAGACAAAGCCAGCUAAGCCUAGCCACAAGCGUGUGCGCUUCGUUAUCGAGGAGGAUGACGAGGAUGGCCCUGUUCGUUGCUUGACGCCCACCAAGAAGGCAAGCGUUGAACCCGAGCGCGCCGACAGCAUCAUGUGCGAAUCUGCCGGUUCCCCCAACUUCACUUACAAGGAUACAGCCGACGGUCUUACACUUGUGGUUGACCCCGACACUCCAGUCAACUCUGUCGAGGUCUGUCACGGACUCGGCACUCCAGUCAGCAACGAUGACGCCAGCUGCGUUCCUGAGUUCAAGUGGCCAUUUGCUACUUGCACUGCUCAGGAUGCUCUUUUUGAGCCUUGCUAA